Molecule: messenger RNA, 753 nt
Organism: Oppiella nova
Lineage: Eukaryota; Metazoa; Arthropoda; Arachnida; Sarcoptiformes; Oppiidae
Source: the annotation of a GenBank genome assembly
AUGGCACUGAAAGCCAAUCUCAAGAAAUCGGUGGACCCGUGCCAUGACUUCUAUGCGUUCGCGUGCGGGGGUUGGGAGGCGUCCCAUAAACUACCCGAUGAUAAAGACUGGUUAACACGGUCGACAAGUGAUUCAAAUGCUGUGACCUAUGCCUCCGAUCUCUUUAAGGCGUGUAUUGAUGAAGAAACACGUAAUACCAGGGGAAUGAUCCCUCUUAUAGAGGCACUGAAAUCAGUGGGCGGUUGGCCUAUAAUGGGACAGUCGGGUGGCUAUAAUGAGACCAAAUUUGAUUGGAAGGACGCGUUUGUCAAGCAAUUCGUCAAAUAUGGCGUUUCAUCCAUAUAUUCAUUGUCAGUAUUCCCGGACUCUAGCGAUACUCUUGUCAAUAGAUUAUACUUUGACAGUGACCAAUUUGUCCUCAAUUAUCCGGCAAUUCCACAGCCUAAUGAUAAUAAGCAAUAUGAAAAUCCCGAUUCUGCGAGAGCUUAUAAGGAGUUUAUACUACAAACGGCAUUACUAUUGGGCGCUACUAAUGAUAGCCAAACUCGCAAGGAUGUGGACAAUAUAUUUUUAUACGAAGAAGCACUAGCAAGGAAUAAGCAAUAUGAAAAUCCCGAUUCUGCGAGAGCUUAUAAGGAGUUUAUACUACAAACGGCACUACUAUUGGGCGCUACUAAUGAUAGCCAAACUCGCAAGGAUGUGGACAAUAUAUUUUUAUACGAAGAAGCACUAGCAAGGACUAAGUUAAACUAA